Messenger RNA from Porites lobata, 7230 nucleotides. NCBI's taxonomy places the organism in Eukaryota, Metazoa, Cnidaria, Anthozoa, Scleractinia, Poritidae. The record is from the annotation of a GenBank genome assembly.
AUGAACAAACAAAAGUGUAUCUUUGAGGGCUCAAGCAUCCAUGGAAACACCCUGAGGGUUUAUUUGAAAGGAGAUGGCGAUUUAUCGUCGUCGUUUGUGAUGGAGCAUUCCAGCAAUGCAGCAUGUGGUUCCUUUGCAUUCAUCGCGCCGUGCAUUCUUGCAGUUACUUUUGUUCUUUAUAACGUUAGUAUCACUAACUAUUUUGGCAUUUUAUACAACGGCAGAAAAGAUCGUUUAUUGUUAAUAACUAAUCUGCCUAAAAAAAUUAAUUUUAUGCGUUGUCUUUUUUUUCAUGUUGCUCGUUAUUUUUGAGGGAGGGAGGGGGGGGCGGCGAUAAGAGGGGUUGGAUGUGGCUUUCUAGGAACCCAGAGCAGGAGUUUUCUCGUAUAAACUGUGAUAGGGUGGUGUGAAAACUUUUUUUAAUUUUAUCUUGAAAUUUGCAAUCCAUGGAUUUUUUCUAUUUUUUUAUAGUUAUUGACUUUAUUUUGAGCUGCUCCAAACCAAGUCAUUGACUUCAUUCAAGUAAUGCAUCAGUCAAUUUCAGCAUUUGCCUGCCUUGUCAGUCCCAGUGCAGCUGGAAUUGACUGUUUGGUUAAGGACUGUUAUACAAGCACUUAGUAGGGUAAUAAAGUAAUAAUUAUUAGUAAGUAAUGUAUCAAACAUGAGAUGCAGUGUUUCAUCACCAGAUGAAACACCGAGAAGAGAGUUGAAAAUACGACGCGCAGCGGAGUAUUUUUGACGAACUUCGAGGUGUUUCAUCUGGUGAUGAAACACUAUGUCGAAUGUUUGAUAUUUCUUCUCAAACAAAAUCAUUUUUGAAGGAGAAAUUAAGGAUGCAAAUACUAAGCAGUGUUUCAUCCGAUUUCCAAACACUCAUUAAACAUUAAUUUCCUUUGUAUUUUCUUAAUGAAUUAUUAAUGAGUUUGAGAAGCAUAUUUCUUAAAGGGGGGAUAGGGAAAGGUAGCCUGCGCCACAGACGAAACUUAACUCUGGUUAAGUUCAUCUGCAAACAGUGCCAAAGUUCUUGUUUGGGCUCCCUGCUGUGUACCAGGAUUUGAGUACAUGCCAUGAUUGGCCUGUUAAAAAAGCCAUUGUCGAUUUGCCAAUCAGGAUGAAAGGAAAUUCAAAAUGCCCCUCCAGUAAUUUGUUUGUUGGUUGCGCAGAACAUAGCCUGUGAAAACAUCUGUUUCUCCUCGCUUUUCGCCGCUGGGGACUUUUCGCGCAGAAAAACGUCUGUGACUCAGUGGCAGAAAUUCCCUCCUGAUGACGCAAAUUAAUGUUUACAUAAUAAAUCUGGCAGUCAUGGGGUUUUAAAUAUAAAUUUGUCCAAUUUUGCGUUUCUUCUGGUCAAUUUUGGUAAAGUAUUGUGUUCAUCUGCCCACGAGCUCCAGCAAAAACUCAAAUGUUUCUUCUAGAGAAGACUAUAUUCCACAAAUAUGGACUGUUUUGUUAGAUAUUCUUUGCAUUUACAUUUGACCUUUGUGACCUUUUGUCUCUUGUCUGUCAUUCGUAAACAAUAGCUAAAACAAUGUAACUACUCCGUCAACCAAUCAGCGCUUCUGACCGGAUUCCGGACAGAUUUUACGUCAUCAGUAUGGAAUUUCUGUCGUUGAGUCACAGACGUUCCUCCGCGCGAAACAUCCCCAGCGGCGAAGAGCGAGGAGAAACAGAUGUUUUCGCAGGCUACGUAGAACAAGGAUCUUGGUUCUGCUUUGCAGACGUUACUAUCUGAGGUUAAAUUACUUCUGUGACACAAGCUAGGGGAAGGGAAGAUAAGACCGCUUUUAUUAAAGAGUGACUGCAGUCGAAUAAAGGAACGAGAAAUGAACCUGUGUAAAAAUAAAAUAAUGAAUUUGUACAUAUUGAAAUUAUUAUAUUAUUUUAAGAACUGCGGGUUGAGGAAUUAAACAUAAAGAAGAUUGUGUGGGGUAAAACUUGAUGACUUUGAUAGAUUUACACUCAAAUUCUCCUGACUGAUCUCCAUACAUAUCUAUAAAGAGUAAGUUGGAAGAAUUUGGUAAAGGAUCAAAGCUUUCCCUUUGUUGAUUAUAUACGAUAUUGUCAGGAGAAAUUUGAUGUUGGUCACUCUUGGUCUGAUUUAAAGGGCUGACCGGUUUGUGGUUGGCCUGUUAGCUCAGGAAGAGGUCAAAUCCCAGGCUUUCCUUUUUUGAUUAUAACUUCUUUACAUUUAAACAAUCCUGCAGUUCUAACAUUUUCAUAUAUUCAGUAUUUAUGUGUAUUAUUCUUCUCUUUACAGGAACUUUUAACUUUUACAAUAACCGGCUGUCUAGCUUGGACAGUCGUACUCAUUACCAUUGCCUGUGUUAAACUGCUGUGUUUCAAUGUCUGCAGAGGUUAGUUAAACCUGCAAAUUGAGUGAGAUUUCUAUUACUACAGUAGAGGUUCCAAUCUUUCUUAACCCUAAGUUAGUUUUUGAAAACCUAAUAACAAAACUGGGAUCAUAUAUCUUUUGGGGGGUGUCAAUCGAUGUAUCGACCGAUAUCUCAGUCGACUGUCUGUCAGUGAGAUUUCUAUUACUACAGUAGAGGUUCCAAUCUUUCUUAACCCUAAGUUAGUUUUCAAAAACCUAAUAACAAAACUGGGAUCAUAUAUCUUUUGGGGGGUGUCAAUCGAUGUAUCGACCAAUAUCUCAGUCGACUGUCUGUCAACAUAACAGUCGCCAUGUCAGUUGAGAGUCAACGCAGUAACAGCUGAGUGUUGGUCGAGAGUCGGUCAAGUUGCGACUGAUAUGUUGGCAACACUCAGCCGCUACAGUCUACUGGUGGAUAGUCGGUCGAUAGUCAGCCGAUACUUUGCUGACUGAUCACCAACAGAUUGCUGACAUGUCACCAACACUUGGCCUACGUACUGGCCAAUACCUUGGUUGAUUUGUCGGUUGAUACAUCUGUCAUGUGGCGGUCUAGUGUCGGCUGGCUGUCGGUCUAGAGUCGGCAGCAUCUUAACUGAUAUGUGGCCAGUACUUGACUGCUACAGUCUAUCGGUCAAUAGUCGGCCAAUAGUCGGCUGUUACUUUGCCAAUGGAUCAUCAACAGAUCACUGACGUAUUACCAACACUUGGUUGAUGUAACGGCCUAUACCUAGGUUGACUCAGUCAAUAUAUUGGUCAAUACUCGACUGACAGUAAAAAAUCACUUGGCCCAUAUAUCCACCGACUCUAGGCGAUGCCGGUUGUUGACCGAUACACCACUAAUACCCUAGUGAUACUUGACCAACGAUUCACUAAUACAUUGCUGACACACUACUGAUGCUAUCUCGACUGACUGUCGGUCAAUCUGUCGACCGAUACUCGACCAACAGGAAAGUGUCACUUGGCUUAUAUAUCAUCUGACUCUCGACCAAGUGUGUUGGUCGAUACUCGGUCGACUCUCAACAGGCGUAGUGGCCGAUAUGUUGAUCGAUAUCUCGGUCGAUACUUCGAUCCACACCCCGCAAAAGAUACAUGAUGAUAAUACUGACCUACCCGGCUCAGGUUGUAAUGUGUUACUUCUUUUUUCUUAAAAACCUCCAAAAUUUCCUUUACCUUGAAGGUUGGAAAAUGGGAGAACUGUAUUGUAAGUACAUGUACUAGUUUGUGCUCCAAGAAAAUUGUAGGGAGCCCACAGGAUCAAACUGACAAAGGCUUUGGAUCUAUGAUGACCAUUAUGAUAUUAAACUCCUCUGCAAAAGCGAACAUUUUGUUGCCUGCUAACAAUCCAAAAAAUUACAUUUGUAAUAAAGUACAUUGCUUGGGGCCACUAAGUUUAGAUAUAACACAGGCCUGAAGUAGCACAGUGUGCCAAAACCACUGAAAAGCCAAUAGCUAUAUACUAGAUACUUUAUCAGAGGUUGUUAUAGGGAAACAACAAAAACGAAAGGUUACUCUGAUGUGAACUCUCUUCCCACAGAGUCUGUGUUGGUUGUAAAAGAUCUUGGGAUCCAGUUAACUAGAAUAGGUGCAUUUGGGCUACAAACAAGUCAGUUUAUUGAACAACAUAGAGUUGUUGAUGUGAUAAUUAAUGAAGUCAUCACCAUGGUAUGUACAAUAUUAUUUAUGUCUCAGUCAUUAAAUAAUACAAUCUCUGUAGAAUUAAAAUCCUCAUGUUUUGACCCAGAAAAUAUCCAAAAUAACUUGUAACGAUACUAGGGCCUAUAUUUCCACAAAAUCAAUGACGUAUGUACUAUAAAUACAGAGAUGCCAACCUCUGGAGAUCUAAAAUGUGAAGUUUCUCUCUUUUGUGUUAUCCCCCCAAAAAAAAAAAAAAAAACCAAGCCCCCCUCACUAGCACUAUCCCCCCACCACCAACGAUUAAGCACAAAUCAACCCAGUCUGCAAAUUAUAAUGGGAAUGACUUAAGAAUUUAUAUGAAGUCUUACAUAAGGCACAGACCAUCCAAAUUUGCUUUUAUGGUUGUAUAUAAGGACAAAAUAAUCAGUGAGUGCAAUCAUGCCCCCAAAACCGUACUACGAAUAAAGAAAAUUAUGAAUUUUGGGGCAACAUGGGCUUAAUUCCAAACUAAAGCAGAGUAAAGCUCAAAAGUUUAUUAAUUUUUAUCCGAGAGAUUUGGAACCUGAUGGGAGAUUAGGAGAUGCAUGAUAAAUUAAAGAAAAACUCCACCUGAAAAUAGUACCGGUAAUGGACUAUUGUCUACACAAAUGUAGGUCUGAGUGAAUGACACACCAAAGGGAUAGGUUUAAAAAUGUGACAACUUUAAAGCUCUUCUAUAACAGUUGAUUUAAAAAACUAUUUAAAAAGCAUUAAACUUUAAACAUUAAUUUAUUUUGUUUUUUUUUAUAUGAAUUAUUGAUGAGUUUUUGAAUGAUUUAUUCCUCACCAUGCCUGAUCCACUAAAUAAUCAAUAAAGGGUGGGUUCAAUUGGGAAAUCUGGAUGUAGAUUUUAAAAUCUGGAUUUUGGAUUUGCAAUUAAACGCAAAAUCCGAAAAUGGAUUUCAACACUGAGAUCAUGCUGAGAUAUCUGUUUACGGAUUUUCUUUUUACUGUUCGAUUGGGAAAUCUGAAAAAGGAUUUGAAAAACUAUCCUUAAGAACAGCGGACUUGCAUGAUCAUGCAUAAUUAGCAAAAAGAAGACUGCUGUUCACGAGAAUAGUUUUGCAAAUCCUUUUUCGGAUUUCCCAAUCUAAUGGUAAAAAGAAAAUCCAUGAAAUACGGAUUUGCAUUUCUUAAUUGAAAUCCACCCUGAGGAUGGAUGUCUCGGAGGUGAAAUCCGUUUUUGGAUAUCUGGGUUUCAAAAUCUAAAUCUGGAUUUCCCAAUCAAAUGCAACCAAAGUCACUAUAGUAGCAAAAAUCUCAAAAGUCUCAGUGUUAGUUUGAAAAAAAAAAUGUUUAAACCUCAGUUGGUAAAAUAUUUAAAAUAACAUGUCAUAAACUACCAGUGCCUACAGUUUUAGAAAAGUCUGGGUGUACAUGCCAUUAUAAGGUGGAUGUGUACACAUCAUAGUAUACCAUAAAAAGAUGUAGUGUAAAAGUAUCUUGAGUUCUCAAAAUUGUUCAGUGUGAAAUUAUAGUUAUUAUUUUAUGUUUACAGCACCAAGUUGUGUUUUAUUUGAUGCUGCUGACACAUGAUCAUGAAACACAAGAUAAAUUAUCAGAGAAAAAUCAGCAACUUGUCCCACUUUUCACGGUAACUAUCAUUAUUAAGUUAUAGAUGAGUACUCUUUGGUUUUUAGAUAGUGGGUAGCAAGAAAAGUACACAUUUGCCAAGUUAGCUAUAAUAAUCUUAUAUAUUUUAAUAUCUCUCAUCAGUCUCAAUCUCAUAUUUUAAAGUUCACACUUGUAAGCCACACGACCCACACUAACAGUCAGGUACUACUCAGGUUGCUAUUACAGUAUUAAACUGGGUUAAGACAUUUCCAGGACAUUGGUGGCAUUGUUAAAUGCAAUGUUUUAGAGAGUAGUGAUUGUUAUAGCAGAGGUCUUAACUAGAUGCUAAAAGCUAAACUACACAAUAACUACGCAGAGUGCAUAGUGUUACCUGCAAGCCCUAUCUGUAUAAUCUUAUAAAUUGCCAUAAAAAGUAAUGUAUGAUCUAAUGAAAUACUAAAGUGAACAAAUCUACACUUUAACUUAACUACACAAAAUAAUAAUAUAAAGGAGCUCUUUAAUUUUAGUUGCCUCUUAUUGUUAUCAUUAAAUUAUUAUGAUGAUAAUUAUUAUUUGAUUGUUGUAAUUUUUUUAAAUUUGUAUUUCAGGCAUCAAUGCCUUGUCUAGAAACCAUCAAACCAAUAUAUCAUGACAUGAAGAAGAUACUUGAAACAAGAUAAACAAUAUUAUAGCAGGGUUUAAUUUCUUGACUGAUAUGCAUAAUAAGAGUACAAAAUUAAAGGUGGCUAACAGACUAUAGUGGCUAACCUACCAGAAGUCAUAGCACAUAGCACUAGUGUUCCAUCCUGAGAAAAGGGUUGAACUAAAAACAUGUGUGACAAAUGACAAACAAAUGUGAAUUAUCUACUUUGCAUAGCUGGGUGGACUGCUUUGUGAUUGUAUAGUGACUAGUCAGGGGCACCCAACGACAAUUUUCGGAAAAAUAUCUGUUCGGAAGACGAUUUGAGAUCUAGAAUUUUCGGAUCAUUUGUUGUAAAAUUUCUUGCUUGCCUGCUUCUCCUAGGAUUUUCGAACAUCUAAAAAAUGGUAAAAUUGACUAUUUUUAACGAAUUUUUACCCUAAAAAGGUCACCUAGAAUUUUCGGCAGCCUUUUUUCUGGCUGAAAUUUUCGAAAAGGUAAGUUUUGAUCCUAUAAUUUUCGGGUCACUAGACUUUCAUUUAGGAAAUCCGAACAGAUGAAAAGUUUUUAGGGGAUAAAAAUAUGCCUAUAUCUACCGUUUGAAUACUAAAAUACGUUCAACAGUGCUAUGUUAAGUGGUUUUGAACUAUAUCCUCGUUGGGUGCUCCUGCUGAAGGCAAUGGCAUAAAAGUGGUAAGAACAAGAACAGUAACCAAAUGCGUGGUGCCUUGGUUCGGGUCUGUGCAACCGGAAUGUACCGUUCCAUUGGGCACGUGGAAUUUCCGAAAUUUCGAACGGGAAUUUUUGUUGAAUGAAAAGAGCCCAAAGAGUUACAUAUAAAGUUACAGAAGUAUAAUAUGGGACAUAUUUUAUAUUCUAAUAUUGUAUUAUUUAUUAUGCAUAACAUUGAUUAAAAUACAGCAACAUUAAACAUGACUUAACAGUCCAAAUCCUAAAGAGAUCUACUAACAGUAACUUUGUUAAAACGGCC